Molecule: messenger RNA, 1763 nt
Organism: Hyaloscypha bicolor E
Lineage: Eukaryota; Fungi; Ascomycota; Leotiomycetes; Helotiales; Hyaloscyphaceae
Exons: 1
Coding region: 209-1549 (446 amino acids)
Source: RefSeq, a predicted model, not a curated record
GGCUGCCUGGAAGUACUUAACGAAACGAACACGGCCAACACACAUUUGGCGUUCCACUCUUUCCCCGGCCGCAGCCUGCUUCGCGCGGGACUACUAGCGGCGGCUCGGUCGACCUACCUGGCCUAGAACCUCAAAUUUCGAGACGCGUGUCAUAAUCCCAGAUGACGUCUGUCGUCCCCAAAGCUCUUUCCAUCAUCCGCAAGCAGACAUGGGAUUUCUGCUGCCGCCGGGUAUCAGCCGACGAUAUGCUGCUUUGGGAGCCAGUACCCUAGUCGUGAUAUGGCUCUGGGUGGCCUUUGGUCGUGUCUACCGAUUACCUGAACACAUUUCUUGGAAUGUCAAUUCGAAUCGGCCUCAAUAUGGGCAGUCAUCGCCCGUUCCUGACGCCUUCGACCUUGCGCCCAUCAACUCCGAGUCUAUCAAGAGCGUCUGCGGCGAUACUCGGUGGAAUGAAAGCUUGGUAUUCACAUGUGAUGAGUCCGUAGGUGGAAUAGGGAACAUUCGCAACUCCAUCUUGAACUGUGUACGAUACGCCAUCUCAGCAGGUGCGGGUCUCGUUGUGCCUAGUAUUGUCCUUCGGAAUUCCUCGGAUAUCUCAUAUAUACGGACUGGAGUGAAGACGGAUAUGUCCUUUAUGUUCGACACUCAGCACUUCAUCGAGUCGCUCCGCCUUUCUUGUCCUUCAAUGCCCAUUUACAAUUCAAUACCCAGUAUCCCCAACUACGAGAAAGCUCAUAAUCAUAUACCUCUCAUUCCCGAAAGUAUAGUCGGAUACGUUCCCAAGACAGGCCUGUCCCAGCCAGAAGAGUGGCGAUCCACGUUCUACAACUGGCUGCUGCAAUAUCAAGACACUCCUGAUACGACCCGUCCCACAAUCGUCGAACUGGGCAGAUCGUAUCUCCAAUACCCCAUCUACUCGGAUGGUGAAGGGUUCGCUCUAUCUUUUGGUGGAAUUCUGAAAAUACGCUCCGACGCUCGACGAUUGGCAACGAAAACUCUGACAAAUCUAGCAGAGACAUAUUCCUUCGACGCGGAUCUCAGCGCACCAUUUCUACCGAACUCGUUUUUUGGAGUCCAUCUUCGCACUGAAAAAGACGCAGCGGAAGGCUGGCCAGCCCCGGAUUGGGUUUACUCCCGGUACGACACCCAGUCAAAGCUCUACUUAGAGCAAGCCCCCCGAUCUAGCCCUGCGGUAAUCUAUGUUGCCUCGGGAGAUCUCAACGAAGUUGCCAAAUUUGCUUCGGACGCAGCAGCUCGCAACAUGUCCGUCACUACGAAAUUCGACCAUCUCAGUGGUCAAGACUUGGAGGACUUGACAAAUUUAGCGUGGGAUCAGCAAGCUCUCGUAGAUUUCUUGGUUAUGAUGAAGGGGGCGGAUUUUGCAGGAAUUGCCCAUUCCAGUUUUGCUUGGAAUAUUGCGUUAAAAAGGCAUCAAUAUGCCCAGAAGAAGGAUCAUUUAGAUGGCCCACAGAUGCUGAGUGAUGAGUUGAGUCAAAUGUAUGGCAUUCCGAGAGGAUAUCCAGAAUAUGCUGCCUGUUUGUGGCCGUAAUUAGAAAUGAAACUGUACUGAUUAAUCCCCUGUAUAUAUAAAGAAUACUGCUAUAACAUCCUCAAAUGAACCAACCACUCAUGGGGCCGGAUGUGGGCGGUGUCGAAACUUCGGCCAAAACAAGGGAAAGAUCAGAAAAGAAGGAGGGGUCACAUGCCGUGACAAGGGAAAAAUGUCGAAGCAAGAACUAUUUCAACCCUCAGCAAAGUAUCUA